AUGUCUGGUGUUGCUACUCAAAAGAAUAGGUUUGUCUUAUGGUUAAGGUCUUUGUUUGUUUGGUAUCCUAAAAAUUAUGAACCAUUAGAACGUAAAUUCUUAUUCAAGUUGGAUAUUUCAAUUUUAGCUUAUGCCUGUGUUGCUACAUUUGUUGCUGGUUUAGAUAAUGCUAAUAUCAAUAGUGCAUUCGUCUCAGGUAUGAAAGAAGAUUUGAAACUAUAUGGUAACGAAUUAAAUUAUUUGAAUAUUUGUUAUCAAACUGGUGUUAUUGUUGCUCAAAUCCCAUUACUAUUGAUUAAUUCCCGUGCAAAUUUAGCACCAUACGCUGUUCCAUUGAUGCAGUUGGCGUUUGGAGUGCUGACAAUAUUACAAAGCCAAGUUAAGACUGUACAACAUCUAUAUGUUAUUAGAUUCUUUGUUGGAUUCUUUGAUGGACCUAUGUAUAUCACAGUGCAUUUCAUUUUAGGAAAAUGGUUUGGAUCACGAGGCUUUAGAGGAAACCCUUCAGAACUUUUUGUCCGCACCGGUGUGUUCUUUAGCAGUACCUCGUUGGGAACAAUUGUGAAUUCGUAUCUGCAAGUUGCAGCUUACAAGAAUCUAUCUGGGGUGAAUGGGUAUAAAGGUUGGCAAUGGCUAUUCAUUAUUGAUGGGAUCAUAACUAUUCCAGUCGCAAUGAUCGGACUUUCAUUCUUUCCAGGGAUUCCAGAGUCACCAAAACCGUGGUGGUUUACACAAGAUGAAUAUAAACUUUCAAACAAGAGAAGAAUACGUUAUAAGAUUGGUAAAGCUCAAAAAAUUGGACUUGAUGCUUUUAAGAAAGCACUAACCGAUUGGAAAUUCUAUGUCUUUGGAUUAUCUUAUAUUUCAAUGUUGAUUGCUUGGUACCCAACUUUAUAUUUUUCAUUAUGGUUGAAAGCUCAAGGUACAUAUAGUGUUGAACAAAUUAAUGUUUACCCAACAGUGCAAAACAUCAUUAAUCUUGUGACAAGUUUUUUCGCAACAGCUAGUGCUGGUGUUAUCUCUCCAUGGAAACCAUAUAUGAUUAAUGUUGCUGGAUCAAGUAUUUUCACUUUAAUCAUGACUAUCUAUAACGUUCCAAGAGGUGCUGUUUUCUUUGCAUUCUAUAUUGCUGGUUUGAUCGGAGCUGGUAGUCCAAUAUUGUUUGCAACGUUGAAUAGAAUAUUGAAACAUGAUCAAGAACAAAAAGCUAUUAUCAUGGGAUCAACUAUGAGUUUCGGGUUUUUAGCAUUCACUUUUGUUCCAUUAGGAUUAUUUCCAACAUCUGAAUCUCAAGGUGCAAAAGCCGCACCUCGUUGGAUCAUGGGAUGGCCAGCAGCUUUAGCAUUUUCAUUACUAAUGGGUGUCUUAUAUAUUUUAACAACCUACUUGGAUAACAGAGAUAGAGCAAAGAGUGGGUACAAUGAAAAUCCACAGGAUGAUGUGGUGACUGAUGAUGAAUAUGAUGAAGUUGAAGAAUCAAUUACCAGUUCUGCUGCAUCGGAUAUCCAACUUGCAAAUUUGAAUAACGCUAAAGUUAAGACGGAAGUUGAGGUGAAGACCCUUUAA
This is a messenger RNA of Hansenula anomala, 1566 nucleotides long. RefSeq lists its product as uncharacterized. Gene Ontology annotation, cellular component: membrane. Lineage: Eukaryota; Fungi; Ascomycota; Saccharomycetes; Phaffomycetales; Wickerhamomycetaceae. Gene Ontology annotation, molecular function: transmembrane transporter activity. The record is from RefSeq and is a predicted model, not a curated record. Gene Ontology annotation, biological process: transmembrane transport. Bases 1 to 1566 code for a protein of 521 amino acids. The transcript is spliced from 2 exons.